AUGGCUUCUAGCUAUCCUCUCCCCAACGGUCCGGCGCCUGGUGGUCCUGUCCCCGGCGCGACUCCUCUCCUCCCGAACAAUGGUAGAAUCAUCCAGAACGGCAGCGUGAGGAUAUUGUGUGUGGCAGAUGUCAGAGGAAACCUUAAGUCCUUGAACGAGCUCGCGAAGCAAGCCCGCGCUGAUCACAUCAUCCACACUGGUGACUUUGGCUUUUACGAUGAUACGUCACUCGAGCGGAUCGCCGACAAGACCCUCAAACACGUGGCUCAGUAUUCCCCGCUCUUGCCAGAGCACAUCAAGCGCACUAUUGCCCAGAUUCCUCCACAGCAGUCCAUUAAGUCGCGAUUCACGCCCGACCAGCUGCCUCUGUCGGAACUCCCGCUGCUCCUCGACAAGAGACUGACCCUGGACGUUCCCGUUUACACAGUGUGGGGUGCCUGUGAAGAUGUGCGCGUGCUGGAGAAGUUCCGAUCUGGCGAGUACAAGGUCGACAAACUUCACAUCAUCGACGAGGCGAACUCCAGACUGCUGGACGUCGGUGGUGUGAAGCUGCGUCUGUUGGGUCUGGGAGGUGCCGUUGUUAUGCACAAGCUGUUUGACAACGGCGAGGGUAAGACGACGAUCGCCGGUGGCCAAGGUACCAUGUGGACCACCCUUCUUCAGAUGGGCGAGCUGAUCGACACGGCGAACCGUGUAUACGAUCCUUCCGAGACUCGGAUCUUCGUGACACACGCGUCUCCGGCCCGUGAAGGCAUGUUAAACCAGCUGUCCGUCACAUUGAAGGCCGACUUUUCGAUAUCCGCCGGUCUGCACUUCCGUUAUGGCUCCUCCUACAACGAAUUCUCCGUUAAUCCUACCCUGGACCACUACCGGGGCAAGCUUGCGGCGUCCAAGGCUUCCUUCAACGAUGUGUGGGAGACUGUCCGCGGAGAGGUCGAGGCUGCCAUUGCGUCGAACGAGGCUCAGAAGACGCUCCUGGACAAUGCCUUGGACGUUGUCAACAAGAUGCCCACGGUGGCCAACGGCGGUAAUCCGUUCGGAGGUCCCGUUACGGCCGCGAAUGCCGGCGGUCAAGUGGACGAGAGUGCCUUCAAGAACAUGUGGAAUUUCAACCUUGCCGAUGCGGCCUUUGGAUACUUGGUCCUCGAGAUCGAAAACGGUCGGAUAGGGACGGAAAUGCGGGCUCAGGGUUUCAACUUCGCACACCGAACUGGGAAGCCCCAGAACACCGCUGCUGCUACGACCGCUGCAAACCAGGCUGCGGUUCCUGCUCCGCAGCUGAGCGGUGGUCCUCCUUCAACCAAUGCCGCGGCGAACCAGAAUCGUCCCGCACCCCAGUUUGGCCAGGCUCCUGCUGCUGGGCGUGGGACUACAUUCCAACAGCAGCAACAGCCGCCGGUUCCCCAGCAGCCUGCCCAAGCUAAGCCCCCGACGACUACGCAGGCUCCCUCUCAAACCGCGUCGCCAGCUCCUGUUGUCCCCAAGCCAGCGACUCCCCAGCCCGCAGCCGCUAACGCAAACGCAAACGCAAACCAGGAGAAACCUGCGGCCCCAGCCCCUGAGGCCAAUGGCACGGCAACGCAGGCUGAGAAGACGUCUGAAUCUCCUGCGCCCAAGGGCGAGAAGAAACAGACUAACGGACUGUUCGUCUCCAAUGUGGAUAACGAGCAGGCGGUACGAGAUCUGUUCCCCGAGGAGGAUAGGGCGAAGAUUGUCAAGAUAGAGAAAUGGGGCAAAUUCAACCACGUUGUCACGUUCGGAAGUGUGGAAGAGGCCAAGGCAGCUUUGGAGCGACAGCCGGCGGAGCACAAGAAGGCGUCGCCGCCCGGUCAACCGCGCAAGCCGAACGUCAAGUUCUUUGAAGACCGUGGCAGCCGUGGAGGCCAAGGCAAUGCCGGCACCUGGCAAGCUAGCUCGCGCGGCGGAGCGAAUGCGGGGCAGCGGGCAGGAUAUCAGAGCGGAGCCAGCGACAGUGAAGGACGUGGGCGCGGUGGAUUUGGACGGGGACGGGGUCGUGGAGGUGAUCGUGGUGGCCGGGGUGGACGAGGCAGAGGCGGAUUCAACAACAGUAACAACAACAACAACCACAACAAGAGUGGUGGUGGCUCCGACUCUCCUGCAGCGUCGACUCCGACCGACAACGCUCCAGCGACGGGUGGCGAGUCUUAG
Rasamsonia emersonii CBS 393.64 is the source of this 2169-nucleotide messenger RNA. RefSeq lists its product as uncharacterized. The coding region runs from base 1 to 2169 and encodes 722 amino acids. The record is from RefSeq and is a predicted model, not a curated record. The transcript is spliced from 4 exons. NCBI's taxonomy places the organism in Eukaryota, Fungi, Ascomycota, Eurotiomycetes, Eurotiales, Trichocomaceae.